This is a messenger RNA of Babesia microti strain RI, 915 nucleotides long. Its product is annotated as protein phosphatase. Gene Ontology annotation, cellular component: nucleus; cytoplasm. The transcript has 5 exons. Gene Ontology annotation, biological process: double-strand break repair via homologous recombination; peptidyl-serine dephosphorylation. The coding region runs from base 1 to 915 and encodes 304 amino acids. Lineage: Eukaryota; Apicomplexa; Aconoidasida; Piroplasmida; Babesiidae. Gene Ontology annotation, molecular function: protein serine/threonine phosphatase activity. The record is from RefSeq and is a predicted model, not a curated record.
AUGAGUGACAUUGACAAGGACAUAGCACAACUGGAACGCUGCGAAUCGCUAUCGGAAGAAGAAGUUAGGCUCUUGUGUGAAAAAGUGAAGGAGAUUCUCAUAGAGGAGGCUAAUGUACAACGCGUGGAUGCGCCGGUGACGAUUUGCGGGGACAUCCAUGGACAAUUUUACGACUUUAAGCAACUGAUAAUCUUUGGCCACAAAGUACCAACCACUAACUACCUUUUCAUGGGCGAUUUUGUAGAUAGAGGGUACUAUUCGGUGGAAACUUUUCUACUUUUGUUAACUUUAAAGGUCAGGUAUCCGGAUAGGAUCACAUUAAUACGGGGGAAUCAUGAGUCAAGGCAAAUUACUCAGGUUUAUGGAUUUUACGAUGAAUGUACAAGAAAGUAUGGCGGCACCAAUGUUUGGCGAUAUUGCACAGAUGUUUUUGACUAUUUAGCAAUUAGUGCAUUAGUCGAUGGACGCUAUUUUUGCGUCCAUGGGGGGUUGUCGCCCACUAACUCGACAAUUGACGAGAUCCGUUGCAUUGAUCGCAAACAGGAGGUGCCACAUGAGGGGCUUAUGUGUGACUUGAUGUGGAGUGAUCCGGAGGAUAUGGAUGGCUGGGGCGCUUCUCCCCGUGGAGCCGGAUUUCUUUUCGGCGGAGAUGUUGUCCGACAAUUUGUUUACCAAAACGGAAUUGAUGUUAUUGCCCGUGCUCAUCAGCUCGUGAUGGAGGGGUACAAGUGGUGGUUUUCUCACACACUAGUGACCAUUUGGUCGGCGCCUAACUAUUGCUAUAGAUGUGGCAACAUAGCCAGCAUAAUGGAGUUGGACGACAACCUCAACCCUAAUUUCAGGACCUUCGAGGCGGCAACUCCCGAAAAAAGGGGAGUCCCCGCAAAGAAACCCAUUCCAGAGUAUUUUUUAUAG